This is a messenger RNA of Phycomyces blakesleeanus NRRL 1555(-), 1281 nucleotides long. RefSeq lists its product as hypothetical. The transcript is spliced from 5 exons. NCBI's taxonomy places the organism in Eukaryota, Fungi, Mucoromycota, Mucoromycetes, Mucorales, Phycomycetaceae. Gene Ontology annotation, molecular function: sphingomyelin phosphodiesterase activity. Gene Ontology annotation, cellular component: cytoplasm. Bases 1 to 1281 code for a protein of 426 amino acids. The record is from RefSeq and is a predicted model, not a curated record.
AUGGAAAAUGAAAUCUCAGUAUUGUCAUUGAAUUGCUGGGGUCUAUACCUCAUCGCCUCGAAGCGCAAAGUCCGACUGCAAGCUAUUGCCGAACUCCUAGAAAGUUCAGAAUACGAUAUUGUUGCUUUACAAGAAGUUUGGCUCCAAGAAGACUUUGAUAUGAUUCGAACAAAGACAUCAAUUAAAUUACCCUUUGCGAAAUAUUUCUACAGUGGUGCUCUUGGCAGUGGGCUUGCAACCCUUUCAAAAUACCCAAUCAUUGAGUCUUCUUAUCAAUGUUACAAGCUCGCUGGACGUCCUCUAAAAAUCUUACAUGGUGACUAUUAUGUCGGAAAGGGAUGUGGAUCAGUUUGUGUUGAGCAUCCAGAAAUAGGCAUAUUAGAGAUAUUUAAUACACACCUCCAUGCAAGGUAUGGAACGUCUCAAGAAUAUGAAAGUCAUCUUAUAUCAGAAGCAUGGGAGCUGGCAAGACUACUAAGAGCCUCAUCUUCUCAAAGAAGACAAGUAAUUUUGGCAGGAGACCUCAAUAGUACAACAACAAGCUAUGUAUAUCAAAUAAUUACAAAACAUGGAUUCGUGACAGACUCUUGGGAGGAGGCUUAUAGUCGAACAUCUGCGCCACCAAUUGAUACACCAGAUCCAAACAGUACAAGCACUACCAUUAGGCUAUAUAAUGAUGGCGUCACCUGUAAUUCGCCCUUCAAUACUUGGUCAAGAAAUUUCAACAAGCCAUAUACAGGCGAAAUAAUGGGGAAACGACUCGAUUACAUUCUUUACCUGUCUGGGUCUCGUUUGGCUUGUAUUGAUUCACAAGUUUCCGUAACAGAAUAUAUUCCUAAAACAAACACGAGCUAUUCCGACCAUUUUGGUGUGCAUUCAACAUUUCAUAUUCUUCCCGAGACUUCGUCGCCUAUUAAGGUCACCCAUCCUUGCACAACAAAACUGAGCGCUACUACUAUCCACGAAAUACUUACUUUGCUUACCAAACAACAAGCCAAAACACAAAGAACAGUUCGUAUUUUACUUAUAGUCUUUGUUACUAUGGUAAUUUUAAGUCUGGUAAUGUAUGGUUUUUUGGUCGGAUUAUCCGUUGGUUAUAGCCAGAUAUUUCUGGUAACAACUUUGGUACCUAUUUUCUGUGGCGGUGGAUUAUUAUUUUGUGCAGCCCUUGCACCGAUAUUGCUUAUAGUUGGUUUUGUGUUCGGAAACACCGAGCAGCGUGCACAUAGACAAUUUGUCGAUGACUUGGAGGUACUUUUACUAAGUUUUAAGAAUAACUGA